GAAGCUAAAGAGAUUCUUUUAGUGGAUCUAAAUUCUGAAAUUGAGACCAAACAGGCUUUUACAGAAGAGGAUAUCUUCUUGAAUGGCAUCACCCUUCCUCCACAACAAAAGCCACAACCACCCUUCUUGCCUGAGAGUUCUUUCUCUACCAAUCUCAGCUUCUUUCCCACACCUAAUCCAGACCCUUUCAGUGAUGAUCCUUUCACACAGCCAGACCAAUCUGCACCACCUUCAUUUGAUUCUCUAAAAUCUGCUGAUCAGAAGAAGGAAGGUCCAAUUACUUUGGCACCAGUGGGCAAUGGUGCCCCAAAUGGGGAUACUGACUACUUUGGUAAACAGUUUGACCAGAUUUCUAACAGAUCUGGCAAACAAGAAGCACUGUCAAUCCAGUGGCCACUUGAGAGUAAGUUUCCUGCAGCAAGAAUUCCAAAUGGGGUACCAGAAGGAGAACAGAAUGGCUUUCUUAAAGCCCCAUCAAACCUGUUCAUGGAAGGUUCUUCCAAAGGAGUAUCUCUGCAGAAUGGAGUAAAGCUGGAUUCUGAAAGCAAUAUCCCAUUCAUGUCACAUGAGUCUAUAACCAUUAGCCCACCACCACAAAGUACCAAACCAGGAAGAGGAAGGAGGUCUGUCAAGACUGCACCAAAUGACCUUCUUAGCCCAGAUUUCUUUGUGCCAGCUACAGAGAGCUUUAGCCUGACCUCAGUGGCACAAACAGGACCUGUGCCAACAAGUCCGCUGGACCUCUUCAGCACAAGUACUACCACAGCACCUCCAUUGUCUAGUCUAGGUGGCUUGUCAGUAACUUCAUCACCUUGGAGUGCACAGACAUCUGCCUUUUCUCAGUCUGCAUCAGUCUUUCCUGGGUCUGUGAUGCCUGCUCAGCCUACAGGAUUUACUCAACCACUUGCCUUUGGUACUCAAGCCUUGCCAAACUGGAGCCAGCCUACAUCUUUUGGUCCAGUAGUCCCUCUGUCCUCUGGUAUCUGGGCACACACAGCACAAGUUCCAUCUAAUUCCUGGCCACAGCCAUCCAGUGCUAUAAAUCCCUUCCAGAGUAGUGUGUUCCCACCAUCAACGCUACCUGCUCAGACACCAUCUGUGCUGCCUUCCGUGUCAACAACAGCUAGCCCACCUCAGCCACCACCUAGACCUGCACCUCAGAAGGAGCCAUCCAAGAAAGAAAGUGAUGCUUUUAUUGCUCUGGAUCCACUUGGUGAUAAAGAGAUGAAGGAUGUCAAGGACAUGUUCAAAGACUUCCAGCUGACAAAGCCACCUGCAGUACCAGCAAGGAGAGGAGAGCAGCAAAGCCUUUCAGAACCACCAAAGCCUGCUCCCCGACAGAGUGUGCUGCCAGCUGAUGACCUGUUUGUAAGUCAAGCUAAAACAGAUGUUUUCAGUCACUCAUCUAAAGAAUCUCUCAAACCUCCUUCUGGACACUUCGGUGAUCCUUUUGGCAACCCAUUUGCAUAG
Mesitornis unicolor (brown roatelo) is the source of this 1470-nucleotide messenger RNA. Its product is annotated as disabled homolog 2-like. The record is from RefSeq and is a predicted model, not a curated record. Gene Ontology annotation, cellular component: plasma membrane. Gene Ontology annotation, biological process: positive regulation of endocytosis; negative regulation of canonical Wnt signaling pathway; receptor-mediated endocytosis. The transcript has 5 exons. The annotation marks the transcript as partial. Lineage: Eukaryota; Metazoa; Chordata; Aves; Mesitornithiformes; Mesitornithidae.